GAAAAAAAGAAAAAAAAAUAUGGGAAGACAACCUUGCUGUGACAAGGUUGGAUUGAAGAGAGGUCCAUGGACAAUUGAGGAAGAUCAUAAGCUUGUCAACUUUAUCCUCAACAAUGGUAUCCAUUGCUGGAGAAUGGUUCCUAAGCUUGCUGGUUUGCUAAGAUGUGGGAAAAGCUGCAGAUUAAGAUGGAUCAAUUAUCUGAGACCAGAUCUUAAAAGAGGUGCUUUUACAGAAAUGGAAGAGGAUCAAAUUAUUCAAUUACAUUCGCGUCUAGGUAACAGGUGGUCUAAGAUUGCUGCACAUUUUCCUGGUCGCACAGAUAAUGAGAUUAAAAACCACUGGAAUACUAGAAUCAAAAAGAGAUUGAAGCUCCUUGGUCUAGACCCUGUACCUCACAAUUCCACUGAGUUGCAAAAAGAAAAUGAUGAUGAUGAUGAAGCGAAAAAAGAGGUCACGGUUUCGGACCAUGGACAAGAAAAUAGCUUGGAAGAAGCUAAAGUAGGACGACAGGAUAUUGGUCAUGCCAAGAGAGUGAGUCCUGAAACAAAUGAGAAAAAGAGGAAUUCAGUUGAGCUCAAUUCUUUGGAUGAAACAACUAAUGAACUUUUGGAGAGUUAUGAGAUGCUGUGUGGGAAUUUCAAUUUGGGAUUGCCAUGGAUGAUCGAUCACCAAGAAACCAAUACCAACACCACCACCACUACUUCAUACACUAGUUCUUCGUUUUCUCUGGAAGAAUAUUCCAACAACCCUUCUUCAAUAGUUGAAUCAUCCUCCAUUAUCCAUGAAGAUAACUCUCUGCAACAAUGGGCGGAUAGUACUACUAUGGAUUCCAAUUCCAUACUGUCAUGGGAUAUUGGCUUCAAUAAUCCCCUGGAACAAGACCUUUUGUUCUUUGAAAAAUAUAGCCAAUAUUUAACCUCAUAUCCACCUUUAUAAACUUGCCUCUACUUUUCUUCAUCAAAUUGGAGUGAUAAAUAGUAUAUGUUACAAAUAUUUAAAGUCUAUAUAUAAGUAGAUUCUAAUUCUGAUA
Messenger RNA from Ziziphus jujuba (common jujube), 1031 nucleotides. Its product is annotated as myb-related protein 315. Lineage: Eukaryota; Viridiplantae; Streptophyta; Magnoliopsida; Rosales; Rhamnaceae. The coding region runs from base 20 to 937 and encodes 305 amino acids. The transcript is spliced from 3 exons. The record is from RefSeq and is a predicted model, not a curated record.